AUGAGGUUAAGAAUAUUCAUGAGUAAUGAAUUGACUGACCCAAAACCUGCAUUUUUAUAUUACAUUUCAGAUAAUGCAGAGAAGCGUUUCAAAGUGACUGGUGCCAUGGCAACAGCAAGGACAUACACUGACUCUGACCGAUGGAAUUUCUGUUGCAUAAGCAUUGUGACUGCAGAACAUGCCUUGAAGGUCUUGCAAGAUGUUCUUCAGAUAGAACUUAAAACAAAGUAUCCCAAUCUAUUUGACCUCAGCAUGGGGUUGUUAAAUGGGGUGCUUGGUGACAGAACUGUCGAGACUGUACUGUUUAGAUUAUCACCAAAGAUAUUUAAUCGCCAUCAACGGGAACAGCUGUAUCCCACUGGAAAUCCCUCCACAUCAGUAACUGUUGCUGACUUAGACAUCACACUGACUGUGCUUUUGUUGAGGAACAUUACCUUGUUGAACCCUUGUCCUCGGUUGAAUGCAAGGGACAAACCCUCUGACACAAACACAUCAAAAGAAGCCACCAUAGGACGAAUUAAAAUGUAUCGUGAUAUUGUGUAUAAUCAUGUAAACAAGGCAGCGAUCAGCGAUGAAGAUUUCAAAGCAUAUUUUUCAAAGCUUAAGUCCAAUCUCUUGGUUCUUUUUAGUAGGUUCACAAAUGAGGAUGAUGACGCCAUAUUGUCUGAAACUCUUGAUGCUGCGAGAAACCAGAGCAUUCUUAAAAAAUGGUACUAUUAUGACAAAGAUGUAAAAGUUGAAUUGAUGCGUCUGAAAUCAACAAUGGAGGAAACCCCAAAACUUGGGUUCCAUAUAGAACAGGUUCAAAGAAGAAAUGAAGACACUGUUCUCAGAGAGGUGAGAAGUGAAACGCAGAGAACACAUGAUAAACUUAAGAAAAUCGGAUUGGCAUUAGAACAAAGCGCUCCGAUUACAGAAGAAGUUCAGGAAAAACUUCAGGUGAUUUAUGACAAUGAUCGAGACAGAAGUGAACUUCAGAAAAUAACAG
Lingula anatina is the source of this 988-nucleotide messenger RNA. RefSeq lists its product as uncharacterized. The record is from RefSeq and is a predicted model, not a curated record. Gene Ontology annotation, molecular function: ubiquitin protein ligase activity; cysteine-type endopeptidase inhibitor activity involved in apoptotic process. NCBI's taxonomy places the organism in Eukaryota, Metazoa, Brachiopoda, Lingulata, Lingulida, Lingulidae. Gene Ontology annotation, biological process: regulation of cell cycle; positive regulation of protein ubiquitination; negative regulation of apoptotic process. Gene Ontology annotation, cellular component: nucleus; cytoplasm.